GGCUGAGGAUGGGGAGAAUCUCAGGAACCCAGAAGACCAUGCCCUGCCUGAAAGCAUGGCCUGAAGGCCCAAAGGAUCUGCCCUAAUACAGCCAUGGCAGCUGCCUGGUGAUUCCUACUUUGGCUUCUCUCUGCACAAGCAGCUUCUCAACAUGAGAAACAGUCUCAACUUGACCUUCCUGUGUCUGAGUCUCUUUGCUGGAAGGAUGUGCAGUCAGGGGAAUCAGUUCAAUGUGGAGGUCGGCAGAAGUGACAAGCUCUCCCUGCCUGGCUUUGAGAAUCUCACUGUAGGAUAUAACAAAUUUCUCAGGCCCAAUUUUGAUGGAGAACCAGUUCAGAUAGCCCCGACUCUGGACAUUGCAAGUAUUUCUAGUAUUUCAGAGAGUAACAUGGACAACACAGCCACCAUCUACCUCAGACAGCGCUGGACGGACCCGCAGCUGGUGUUUGAAGGUAACAAGAGCAUCACUCUGGAUGCCCGCCUUGUGGAGUUCCUCUGGGUGCUGGACACGUACAUUGUGGAGUCCAAGAAAUCAUUCCUCCACGAAGUCACAUUGGGAAAGAGGCUCAUCUGCCUCUUCUCCAAUGGCACCGUCCUAUAUGUUCUCAGAAUCACGACGACUGUUGCCUGUAACGUGGACCUGUCUAAAUACCCCAUAGACACACAUACAUGCCAGUUGCAACUGGAAAGCUGGGGUUAUGAUGGAAACGACAUGGAGUUCAGCUGGAUGAGAAGCAACGACUCUGUGUGUGGGCUGGAGAUCCAGCGGCUCGCUCAGUACACCAUCCAGCAGUAUUUCACCUUAGUCACCAGAUCACAACAGGAAAUCGGAAAUUAUACACGAUUGAUCCUGCAAUUUGAGCUUCGGAGGAAUGUCCUAUAUUUCAUUUUGGAAACUUAUGUUUCUUCUACUUUCCUGGUGGUGUUAUCCUGGAUUUCGUUUUGGAUCUCUCUAGAUUCUGUUCCUGCAAGAACCUGCAUUGGAGUGACCACUGUAUUGUCAAUGACCACACUGAUGAUUGGUUCCCGGAUUUCUGUUCCCAAUACCAACUGCUUCAUAAAGGCCAUCGACGUGUACCUGGGGAUCUGCUUUAAUAUCGUGUUUGGGGCCCUGCUGGAGUACAAGGUUGCCCACUACAGCUCCUUACAGCAGAUGGCAGCCAAAGAUAGGGGGAUGCCGAAGGAAGUGGAAGAAGUCAAUAUUACUAACAUCAUCAACAGCUCCAUCUCCAGCUUCAAACGGAUCAGCUUUGCCACCAUUGAGAUUUCUGGCGAUAACAUUGACUACAGCAACUUGACUAUGAAAACCAGUGACAAGUUCAAGUUUGUCUUUCGAGAUAAGAUGGGCAGGAGUGUUGAUUACUUCACAAUUCAAAACCCCAGUAAUGUUGAUCGAUAUUCCAAGCUACUAUUUCCUUUGGUUUUUAUGCUAGCCAACAUAUUUUACUGGGCCUACUACAUGUAUUUUUAAGAGUAUGUGGAAUUGUUUGCAUGCCAUAGGUCUUCAACACAACAAGGGAAUGAUGGAAAUGGUAUUCUAAGCCAAGUAUGCACCCUAACCCAAUGAUGCUACAAAUGACUAAAAUAACAAUUUAGCAUUUUUCCUCAAAAAAUGGACCCCCAACCAUUAUUUAAGCUGUGUAGAAAUCUCAGCAUGACAGAGUCUUGUAAUAGAAACAUCAACCCAUUCCUUUUUUUAUCUUUACAAAAGACAUCCCCAUGGAGCCUGAUUACAAACCUACUCAGGGUUGGCUGACUGCUCAGCAGCUCUCUAGUUUGCAUUUACC
Molecule: messenger RNA, 1787 nt
Organism: Hipposideros armiger (great roundleaf bat)
Lineage: Eukaryota; Metazoa; Chordata; Mammalia; Chiroptera; Hipposideridae
Product: gamma-aminobutyric acid receptor subunit pi-like
Exons: 1
Coding region: 152-1471 (439 amino acids)
Biological process (GO): monoatomic ion transmembrane transport
Cellular component (GO): membrane
Molecular function (GO): extracellular ligand-gated monoatomic ion channel activity; GABA-A receptor activity
Source: RefSeq, a predicted model, not a curated record